GGGGGAGAGAGAGAAUUAGAAAGAACAGAGCAGCAGCAUUCUUUGUUCAUUUGUCCAAUUGUUGAUCAAUAUUUCACCGCAAAUCACAACAUGUUUGUGCACAAGGACCAGUCCAAUGUCAUCAAGGUGCUGAGGAAACAAAUUGCUGAGUUGGAGGACGAGAAAGAGAGUGUGAAGCGCUAUACUGAAGAUUUUUACAGUAGCAGAACUGAAGCACUCCAGAAUUGGUUGGAGAUCACAUCAAAUUUCAUUCAGAGAGCACACUAUUUGCUAGAAGAUGUUGGGAAACGUGGGAAGCCUCUUUUCCAACUUAGAAAGAAGGCGGAGCAGAUAUGCAAGGAUAUUGCUGCACAUGUUCAAGAAGCUCGUGGAUUCACCGUCAUCCCACUUUCCUAUCGACAAGAGAAAGUGGCUGCUGGUCGUUUUGAGGACUUUGAAUCGAGAAGUGAUGUUUUGAAGGACAUCAUGGAGGCACUACGAAGUCCUGGCAUCAACAAGAUAGGAGUGUACGGGAAGCCUGGUAUGGGGAAGACAAUGAUGGUUAGAGAAGUUAAAAGAAGAGCUGAGCAAGAGAGAUUGUUUGAUGCAGUUCUAAUGGCAACUGUGGGUAGGAAUCCAGACUUACCAAGAAUUCAAGAUGAAAUUGCAUGUGUUUCUAAUGAAGAGACAGGGCUGAUAGAAAAGAAUGUCCUCGUGAUUUUGGACGACAUAUGGGAGCCAGAAUUAUCUUUGGAGUUGCUUGGAAUAAAUGGGAAGGAAGAAGACAAUGUUGUAUCUUACAAACUUCUGCUGACCUCUAGAGAUAGAGAUGUUGUAUCUCAUGCAUCGGAAACACAAAUUGAAAUUGGCAGCUUAGCUGGGGGAGACGCAUGGAACCUAUUUAAGAAGAUAGCUGAUGAUCCAAAUAAAAGUCGUGGUUUGCCGUUUUAUGCAAAUGAGAUUACCAAGAAGUGUGAGGGCUUGCCCAUUGCUGUUGCAACACUCGCAAAUGCCUUGAGAAGAAGGAAUCUGAUUGAGUGGAAGACUACUUUACGAAAGCUACAAAGCCUGCCCUUUGAUCAGCUGAAUUCAAGUCAGAUACCACAAAGCCUGUAUUCAGCUAUCAAGUUGCAUUACAGUGAUUUGAAAAGCAACGAACUCCAACAAAUUUUCUUGCUUUGCAGUCUACUAGGUCAGAAUGCAACCAUUCAAAACUUGUUGAAAUAUGUUAUAGGCUUGGGCUUAUUCCCAGAAGUCAAAUCUAUAGAGGAAGCACGAGCUCAAGUGCUAAAUUUGGUGACGAAACUCAGAGAUUCUUCUUUGUUGCUGGAUAGUGGUAGCAGUUUGUACUUUGAUAUGCACGAUCUUGUUCGAGAUUUUGCCACAUCGACUGUUUCUAAGGAGUAUGGUGUGUUGGCUUUAACAGAAGACGCAUCAGUCAACCGAUCACACAUGGAGGCGAUGGAGAGCAUCAAAUGGAUUUAUUUAUCAAAUGGGGACACCAGUCUGCUUCCAGAUGAGUUGAAAUGUCCGCAACUCACUUUCUUUCAUUUGUCUAAAGAGGGUCCUUCUCUAGCAAGUCCACCAAACUUGUUUAGGGAUAAGGAAGGACUCAAAGUUUUGAUUGAGUUAGGAGCCACAAAUAUAGGCACAAUGAUGGGAGAGCUGGAGAAUUUGAAAGUCCUCAGCCUUGCAGGAUCUGAUAUCAAAGAGUUGCCAAGGCAAAUAGGGCAGCUAACCAACCUGAAGUUGUUAGAUUUGAGUGAUUGUACCGAACUCAAAGUAAUUCCACCAGGUGUCUUGUCAAAUUUGUCAGGAUUAGAAGAACUAUAUAUGAGAAACAGCUUUGUUCAAUGGGCGGAGGGCAUUGAGGAGCAUGAAAAUCAAAAUGCUAGCCUAGCAGAGUUGCAGCGUUUAAAGUUGUUGACUUCUAUAGAGCUACAUGUUAUUUGCAAUAUUCAGAAGAUUCCGGGAGGCUUGUUCUCUGAAAAUUUGGCAAGAUUCAAAGUUUUCCUGGGAGAUAGGUGGAACUACUGGAGUAGUGCUUGGGGAGUUUCAAAAUUAUUGAAGCUAAAGCCAGAUGAAAGAAUUAGUUCUCACCACUCAGUUAAGAAGUUGCUAAAGAAGACAAAUGAACUACAUCUAGAAGGAUUGAUUGGUGUUAAAAAUGUAGUCAAUGAGUUAGAUAACGACGGUUUCCAAGAAUUGAAGUAUCUCUUUGUCCAAGAUGCUUCGGAGGUUCAACAUAUCAUCUCAGUACUGAAGCCUGCAUUUCCUGUAUUGGAGUUGAAGAAUUUGUUCUCCGCCUCUAUAGCCAGACAGCUUCAGCAACUACAAGAAAUUAUAGUGAAACACUGCAGUGACAUGGAAGAGAUUAUUGAUGACAAAGAGCAAGAGAGUGGGAAUAGUGCUGAAGAACGUGUAGGACAUAUUGUGGAAUUAAUUACUCUGCGAUCCUUGAAGUUACAACGUCUACCAAAGCUGAUUAGCUUGAACAGUAGUUGCAGGAACAUGACCUUUUUCUAUGAAAAGAGUAUUAUGGUGAGUUGGGGUUAGAUUAAUAGAAGAAUAAUAUACUGUUGAAUUGUUU
Rubroshorea leprosula is the source of this 2569-nucleotide messenger RNA. The record is from the annotation of a GenBank genome assembly. Lineage: Eukaryota; Viridiplantae; Streptophyta; Magnoliopsida; Malvales; Dipterocarpaceae.